This is a messenger RNA of Porites evermanni, 4468 nucleotides long. Lineage: Eukaryota; Metazoa; Cnidaria; Anthozoa; Scleractinia; Poritidae. The record is from the annotation of a GenBank genome assembly.
AUGUGGGAGACCAUUCAAGCUACCCUGCAAGAAAGAUACAAGCCAUUCUCCGGUCAUGUCAAAGAUGUCAUUGAUGGCAGUGAGUACAGGAAGCUGUGUGAAUCAAGUGGAAUUUUGGUUGGUUCAAAUUGCCUUUCUACACUUUUAAACACUGAUGGUAUUCCCAUCUUUAACAGUUCAUCUAUAUCUGUUUGGCCAGUCUUCUUAGCCAUUAAUGAAAUUCCUACUAGGGAGAGGUAUGUGUUCAUGUAUAUAUCUUUUUAAAAUUUCAUUGUACAUUAUUUAAUCUUUUUUCUGAAUUCUUUGCCCAUUUCAAUUCGGUAAACUGCAUGUAUUUUGUCCAAAUGGUGACGGUAAUUAUUAUUUUGUUGUUGUUGAACCUUAUAUUAUUCUCUAGUUUCCUUUGAACUCAAGGGUCAAAAACGGCUAGCAGAAAAAAAAACCAACUUGGCUGCCUGUGGCAAAGCCCAAAAGAAAUUGGGCUUUGUCACCAGGGUCACAAAAAGGCAAAAUAGCGCAAGGAUCUCCUGGGUGUUGUAUUCUUUUGACUAUUAAGGGGAGGAGUAGGUCAUUUCACAUAUCAACAAGAAACAUGGCUACCACCAAUACCACCAAUGUGAAUAAAAAUCAAGAUACACUGUAAGCAAGUAAUGCGUUUGAAAUGAGACAAAGGUAAGUAUUGUUCUAAAACUUCUAACCCUCCCGGGGAAUAUGUUUCUGUUUAAUGGAGUAACAGCCCAAUGUACCCCCAUUGCAGGUAUUGUGUUAUUUUUGUAUUCAGUAUGAAAACCAAAUACAUAAGUUUGAAAAAUGAAAAAAGGGCUGUAUCUUUUUUUUCUAAGCAGUAUGUUUGUAUUCAUUGCUUUCUUUAAAGAAUUCAUGUAAUGAUAUACCUUACCAUUCACUAAUGACCAAAAAAUAUGUACUAUAGUUUCUUUCCUUUUUUAUUUUAGGUUUCUUAAGAAGAAUGUUGCUCUUUGGGGCCUAUGGCAAGGCAAAGGGAAGCCUGUAAGGGACUUGUCAGAAAUUAGCAGGGAGGGAAGGGGGGGGUGGGAAUUUUAAAUUUGGGUUUAGAAAUUAGGUGACCCAUCCCUUCAAUGGGAGUGAAAUUUGCUAACCCUCCCCUUAUGCUUGGCCUAAAAUAUCAUGACCCUCCCCACCUUACAGAAUUGAAAGAAAAAUGUUCCAGGCUCUUUAAGGUUCAGUAUUCCAAGCCAACAAGAAAAAAGGAAACAAAAACAAAAUAAAAGGAAAGCAAAAAAAACCUAGAGCAAAAAGAAUGGAAGCUAGCUGCAAAAAAGUUAUGGAGACCAUUGCACCUCAGCAAGAGUGGCAUAAUGUUACAGAGCCUAUUGGCCCAUUAUCUCUUCAUUAUGAAGGAAUAAGUGGCCUUUACAAAACACAAAGGCCAUAUACCCAAUACAUCUUUGAGAAGGGUUGUUCACCAAUGAAUAACAGGAAAUUAUCCAGCAAUAUCCAAGCUUCAACUUAAAUGAAAAUCAUGAUGAUGAUGAAAGUGAUUGUAUCAAUGUUGAUGACAUAAAUGAUGAUGAUCAAGAUGCUCACAGUAGCAUUGAUGGUGACGCUGAAGACAGUGAUGAAUAGAAUAGCCAAAACUCUAAUAACAUUAAUAACAACAUUAUUCAUAAUAAAAAUGCAAUAAGACUCUAUAGCAUUGCCGUGUAAUAAAUGAAAAGUACAUGUUUGUUAAAUUCUUGCAAUAGUACUUCACAGUUUAUAUCCAUAAUGUUCUGUUGUUGUUUAUUAUUAUUUUUCUUUUUUUUUUACCAAAUAAGAAACUUCCUUUUAUUCUGCAGGUGAACCUCUACAUGAUCACGGGCUAUAUUUGCAUGGCCCUCCCCCUUUUAACGGCCCAUUUUUCAUGACCCCUCCCUUUUCUGAGUCUCAAAAUGUUGUGACCCUCCCUCUGUUUCCACCCCCGCUCCCCCCCUGCUAAUUUCUGACAAGUCCCUAAUGCAUGCAUUCCUGAACCCUCUUGUUAUCGCCUUGAUCAGCAUUAGCAAAAAUGGUACAUAUGUGAAAUUUUAUUUUUUAUCUUCUAGGCAAACGUAAAUAAAUAUAUUAGUAUACUGUAUUUUCUUCGAUAAUCCAUGAAAAGAAAUGAUGAAAUUUUAUUUAUUUGAUCGUAAAAGUUACUUUCAACCACAACGUAACUAUUAAAUUCUUACCUUUAAAAAUUGCUUGGAUCAUUCUCUUCCUUCCUUCCAGAACUGUAGCUAAAAAUUGAGAACAUGAAAUUUGACGUAUGUUUGGACACUUUAAACAACAUCAAGCCACAUAACUUUGCCUUUCGUUGUUUUACAAAGAGAUGAUAGGUUUAAAAAUUGGGCAAUGUUAGAAAGUAAUAUUGUCAUUCUUAGUUCUGAUUGGGAGAUGUUUUGCCAAUAAACCUCUUUCUUUAAACAGGAUUACUGUCACAAAAGAAAAAGAAUGCUGUCCUGUCCAUAUAUAUCCAUUACUUUCUACGAUGGAUUUGCAAACAAAGUCCUAUUGGCUGUGCCUGGUACCCCACAAUAAGGACUGUGGUUGUUCGACCUGCAACAUUAAGUUAGGAAAGGGUCAUUCAAAGGCAUACUUGUUUGAAGAUUACAAGACAACAACCCAAAGGACAGCAGAGUCUUUUAGGCAAGAUGCUGAACUCGCAAAUGAGACAGGAGAAAAGGUAAAUAUUAUUAAGCUAUUAUUACGGUAGUAAAAAAAAUAGCCAACCGUGUAGGUGAAAGUCUCCUCUUUUGUUUAAGAGAGACCGAAUGACGGGUAAAGUUUUUGUCUGCUUGAAGACUUCAAGUUUUUGGUGGAAGUGUUAGUGUAAAAAGUGACGACACAAUCUUAAUUACGAUCACAAGCAACGAAUCCUGAAAUACAAUAACACACACUAAAGUUAACAGAUCGAAAUCCACAAUCAAAAAUCACAAACCAUGAGCUUUUGAACCUAUUGAAGUAAACUUAUGUUUCCUAAGAGGUCUGCUAAGAUGAUUGACGGCAGCUACAAAUGCAAACGUCAGUUGGCUUUUGAACUUCAGAAUUUGCACGUUUAUGAAAAGCGCAGUAAACUAAGAAUAUGCAUGUAUUUUACCUGCAACAAUUUUUUUACCUACCUUUUUCAUUAACUGUCCAUGUUAGUGAAUAUGACUUUGUGUGCCUUUUUAUCCUUCACAUAUGUUUCCUGUUGCUAUGAGAGUUGUUGCCAUUAUAGUUUUUGUUUUUUCUUUGUGCAGGUGCAGGGAAUCAAAGGAUAUAGUUUGGCACUUUCUCUUUGCCAUCAUAACAUGAUGAAGGGUACCUGUCUUGAUUACAUGCAUGGGCUACUCCUUGGUGUUGUGAAGACCCUUCUAAGCCUGUGUUUCUUUCCCAGUAAAUAUAAUAAAGGGGCAGAUUACUUCAUUGGCCAUAAGGUAACUAUGUAACAUAUGUUAAAAUGGACUUUGCACUAGUUUCGAGUUAAGAUUAUCACUGUAAAGAAAAUGGCAAUGUAUUUCACAUCUGCAACUUUCCUUGCCCUAUUGCAUGUUUAUUGCUGAGUAAUUGGUGUGAUGAAAAAGAGAAACUUGGCCUCUUCUUCUAAAGGUGUGGUUGAUGAUCGCUAUAUUGAUUGUUUGGUAGCUACAACUAACAAGUGGAACAAGAUUUCAGUCACAAGAAAUUCAUUUAUCCUUUCAUAUCUCGAUUGAGCGACUAAUGACUAAUGACUAGUCAAGAUUUAUUGACUGCAUCUAACAGCUGGAGACGUUAUGCACUCCUUCGUCACACCUCAAAAAGAAGACCGAUUUUUUUUCAAUACUGAACAACCUAGGCAGUUUGUGUCAACAGCAGAAUCGAAACAAAACGACAUAAUAGGCCAUGUGUACUUUAAAAACAUCAAUGCCUUCAUCGAACAGCACGUUCACGUCGGAGAACUAUACUUAGAGUAUAUCAAAGGUGAUUGCCAACAAAACGGGGAGUCCUUUGUGAUUUUUGCACGAAAUUCCCUCCUUUCAGAGAUUCUUUGCACCGGGUACCACGUCCAAGGCCUGAUGAAACCGCUCUACCAGAUCUGAAAUAUUUAUCAUUUGAUGAAACUCCUAUCACUUCACCAGAAGGACAUUCCAGAGAGAUAUAUGAUUAUCAACCAACGGCUCAGAUUAAAAGGCAUGUAAAAGAAAGAAAACUAACCCUGGAAGACAGUGACUCAAUUGCUGAGUUUUCCAAAACCUUUGCUGUUCAGGAAUUACAUGUGCAAAAGUACCUCCCGCACCCCCAAUAUCUUGAAGUGAAGAAAUGGAAACAAAAAGAUGACAGAAAACAUCAGAGAGAAACUGACUCCCAAAAGAAGUACGCUGAUUACAACUGGGAAGAGAUGUUCAUGGCGGGGAUUCUGAAAAAGCCAAAAGUAUCAGCUGUGAAUCUCUUUCUGGAAAAGCACCAAUUGGGAAAUAAGAAAAUAGGAAAAACGAGAGGCCAGUAUUAA